UGUCCGCGUUUAUCGAGAAACGACGGUUAUACACUUUUGUAGCCAGUUUUGCCGACCGUAGCCGUCGAAAAUCGAACGCACUCUUGGUCAAGUGUCAUGCUGGUUACAUAUACGUGGAAGUGUUGUUAUUAAAAGUUUGCAUUUUAUAUCGGCAAUUACAAAUAAACUAACGAGGAGAAGCGGGCGAGUGUUUCUCGUCAAAAUGUGGUUGAGUUUCACGAUUAAUUGUUUUUCCGUAACGUAGUUUAUCGUUAAGAUUUUUUUCUUUCUUAAAACCGUGUUGUUUAUCGAUGUGUCCGCGAAUUCAGAGUCGCGUAUGCUGAAAACUUGUCCCCAAUGUACGAAAAAACAGUACACACGAUAUGAAGAAUGGCGCGAUUCGCCAAAGACGAUUUUAUUAGCGAUAUGCGAAUAUGAAGGGCAGCUCCAGCGGAGAUCAAGUCCAAAUCCCACAGAAGUAUGUCUUUUUUUCCGAUCCUGAGACUAUUUCUGAACGCGCCAAAAAAUCUAGCGCAAUUUUACGGAACCAUCAGAUUGCCCAGUUGAGGAAAGAAAGUGAGAAAUGUGGUAAUGAGGAAUUAUACAACAAUGUAGAAAAACCUGCGACAGGGGCAGAUCGGAAAAACGUUGACUCAUUUUUAUUUGACCAGCCAGUGAAAUCGCAUCCGUUUACAUUUAUCUCAGCAGUAAAACGAAAAUUAGCCCUGUCGGCUUACAAUGAAACAUCGAAGAGAGUUUACAAUUCGAUUAUUUCGAAAACUGCAAAACCGCUGAAUAUUGAAGCAAAUGAAACGGAGGAACAGUGUCUAGAGAGUUUGUAUGAAACAAUACAAAAAAUGGAUUUCGUAAAGCCUCUGAAAGUUCCCGAUGUGAAAAUAUCACCGAAAACAUUAGACUACGCAUCGAAAGAAACGCCGAAUGUGCGAGAUUCCUCCAGCUUGAAAAUUUCUAUAUCACAAAAAAACGAAAAAGGCUCGAAAAGCGCUGAAAGAGUUCAUCGUAAAUUGGAUUUCUCCCUGUCGGAAGGUCACUCUCUGGUAUCGAGUGAUGAGAUCGAGCCUCUUCGUGCACCGGAUGUCUCCAUUUCCCCAAGUCUUAUAAAACAAAAGGACGUACGCGACAACUCGCGCGAAAAGGAAAAUCGCAAUAAAGAGCAUUCCUCUUCGGUCUCUCGUCCAGAGAAAGUGGUAACGAAUUUACUGAAGAGAAUGAAAAAGGACGAUGCCUUAGUAACGAGAGCGGAUGAAACGUCGCUGGAUUCUACGAAGAGAGGGAAAAGUCCAAAGCACUUAUCACGAAAAGAAGGAGGGGCGGAAACGAAGCGUACAAAAACAGAGCGGGGGUUGAUUCAUGGGGGGCGGGAGAUUGAAUUCGGGUCGAAAAAACCAAAGAGUAAAAAUCCGGGGAUCUCAGUAUUGAAAAAAGAGGAUGAAAAGAAAAUACGAGGAGUGUACGGUACGAAGAGUGGACGGGAUCGGUCGUUGGAGUCUCGGGGUCGAACAUUCAGCAGCGAAUCGCUUCCGGAUAGAUUUUCAAAAGUAUACGAGAAAAUGAGUGCGAGAGAUCAGGCGCGAAUAUUAGCAGAUGGAGAUGGCAAGUACAACGACGAUUACGAGAUUUUGCACGCGCUGAGACAAAUCGAAGAGCACAAGCAAAAGACCUCGGUCGACAGCAAAACACCAAAGAGCUUAGGAAGGUCUUCGUCGCAAUCGACUAGCCAAAAAUCGAUCGAUCAACCUGCCAAAGAGCUGCACAAAAGAAGUCUGGACCGAGGGAAAGCAUCGACGAGCAAAUCGCAGUCUCGGGCGAGUGAAACGAGCGAAGAACUGGAAAACCCUUCGGAUUCGAGCAGCAACAAAGUGCGUAACACGAUCGAUUUACCUCAAAACUCUAACGUUGUUACGCAAACUUCGAGCGAGACGACACCAGAAGAGAUCGUUCUCGAUCCCGCAAAAAUAUCCUUCCGGGAUGACAGUUAUUCUCAGCAAGACGAAUUCUGCGACCUCGUUACACCCGAUAUGAAUUUAAACGUGCGUACAAAAAGGCGGAAGCAGAAAAUGAACGAGAGCGAAACGGAAAUAGAUACAAAAACAUCGAAACACCGAGCUCGAAGCUUGGACGCGGACUCCCAGAAUUCUGAAAGCUCCUUCGUUCAUCCGACCGCGUUGCACAUGCAAUUCCAAGCGGAGCUUCAUCUAUUCGACUCUUACAACGAAUCCCUGCGCCAAGUUGAAGGCGUCGAAAAAUGUUUGUACAACGCGAAAAACGAGAGGAGCAAAGAGCUCUUGGAAAAGCAACGUUUGGUCAACGACGAGAUGAGAAAACAUCUUUGCGCGAUGCAAGCCGCCGAGUCCGAUACGACGGACCCGAUGAGCCCCGAAAAAGACAGCGAUGCAGGCAAGAACGUCGUAACCAAAUUGUGUACGAAAGAACCGGAAACAGACCCGAAAAAACAUCGCCAAGAUUCCGAACCGAGAGAAGGCAAACCGGAUGUGAGGGUCGCCGAGACCCAAACCCCCAACGACAUCGCAACGCAGACGGAGACUCGCUCGAAUCGUCACACUUCGAUCGAUCGAGCAAAAUCAUAUCCUUGCAUAACUUACGAACGGGGUGAUUUCCACAAAUCCGACAUUCCGGAACUGUCCCUCGGCUCCCUCGAGCAAUUCGAGGAUCUUGAUAACAUCGAAGACGUUUCGUUGCCUGGCAAAAUGCGAACGAUGUCAGAGAUAAGUUUGCACGAAACAACGUCUUCGAUAAAAACUGAAACGGGAACGGAAAUUAGUAUGACGACGAGGGACGUGACGUGCUCCUUCAACAAAUACCUCGACCUCGAAAUGGCCCAAUUGAUAAAAGAUGAAAAAUUGAUGUACGACAAAAUCGAGAUGCUAUUCAAGUCGCGGGAAAAAACUCUUAACGACCGGACCAAGAAGCUCGUUAAAUUGGAGGAACAAAAACGAGCUUUGAGGGACACUGGUCAGGACAGUCGAAUAAGCAGCGUGAAAAAAAAACAGCGAGCUUUGCUGCUUAAACUUCAACAGGAAAAGGACGAAAUGAAUCGACUCAAAGAACUCCACAAAAUAGCAAGUCAGGAGAGAAAGUUGAUGCUGCAGAAGCAGAGAAACAUGUUCAAUCCACAGAUGUCGACGAAAAAUAUCCUAACGAAGUUGAAGAGAAGCGCGGACUGCCAAUCGCCGAGAAGAUUGUCCGGGCCGAUGAAAGGGUACGAUAUUAGGAGCAACAGUUCCAUGAGUUCGCUCCUCGAGUCGGAAAAGGCACAAAUCGAUCGAGCACAGAUGGACAUGAAAGUUUUGCUGUCUGACAGCUCGUACAGGGUCGAAGGAAAAUCCUUGAAAUCUGAUCAGGACACUUCUCCGCCCGAGAAACUCGACGCUUCGAGCGAUCGAAGAUUUCCUGGUAUUCUCGACUCAACGAGCCUCAACGAGCUCGAACGAUCGACCGAUUUUGUUGAGAACCUGCUUGUUUCACCGCAGAAUCUCGAAUCGAAGACUCGCAAGUUUGAGGAAAAAAUGCCCAAUUCGAGGAAUUAUUUGUUGAGACAAAAGCGAUUGUUGAGCCCUGGGCAGAUAGUUGAGAGCCAAGAAGAACCCUCCCUCGUUUCGAGGAACAACGAAAACGUGGAAAACGCCAAGUCAGAGUCUGACACUCUCGUCGAGGAAUUGUCGAAAAGGUCAAAAGCUCUUAAUCAUGAGAAUCUUCAAGCUUCUGGACAAUCGAAAGAGUCGCUGCAUCACGAGAAUAACCAGCAGGAAACCGAUUCCUCUCGUAAAUCGAAAGCCCUUCAAGUCAACGAAGAAUCACUCUUACAAGCUUACAGAUCCUCCAAAAAGUCGGACAAAAUUCCCACCCUCGAGCGGGACGGAUCGAAAAAAUUGCAGCAACAUUCCCACGAGGCAAAACCCACGAGCAAAAGAAAAGGUGGCAAAAGUCUUAAAACCAAGUCAACAUCGAACGUUCUAAACGAAAAUAUUUUGAGGACGAGAAACGACGAAUCGAAUAAAUCAACGAACAAUAAACGAACGAAAAUAGACAAAGAUUCGGCCGAAGAUCAUUAUCAAAGCUCAAUUCUCGAGGAGAUCGAUCUCAACGAGAGCCAAAAUUCCCUCCAAGCUCUCGUCAAACACUCGAGAGCUGUCAAAGACAAAAAUUAUAAACUUUUGCGUGACAUUGCUACCGAACAACACGAGACCAAGGAAAAUAUCGCUGCUGGUAACAUGAUGGACAGAAGCUUUGACAUUCGUGACAAUGACUCUCGACGAGACGAUACUGACAUACAAAAUCUAGGAAAUAUCUCGACCAGAUCACAAGUUAGCACCUUCACCAUUUCCCGGCAUAGCUCCGGUGACAGUGAGAAAGGGUUCUCUCGAUCAGUCGUCAUUAGGGCUCAGGAUCAUCGAUUCAAAACUUCCAAAAAACUCGAAGAAGCUCUGAAUGCCCGGGAAGCUGCACUCGUCGCUCGCAGAAAUUGCGUUGAGGACUGGAUCGCUUGGCAUACUAAACUUAAAGCCGAAGAGUGUCGCGUUGCUCGCAUGGAACAGGCUGCAUUCAAACUCGUCAGCACCGCGGCCAAUGCUCUUUCCCAUAAUGACACGACUAUGUCAUCCGAUACGAGUGACGUGGAAGGAAGGGUUGAGCUUUUGGCAGAAAAAUUAGCCGAACGACGGGUGGAAAUGGCGAAGUUGAGAAGAGAAACGAGGAAGCAAGCGAAGCGGAGAUUAAAAGCGCUGGAAUUAAAUCUAUUAAAUCAAAUAAAGAAAUACGACGCGACCAUAAACGAGAUGCAGCUCAAAUUGGAAAAUCAAAAAGGCGCGAUGAAAGACAACGAAAAGCUGGCGAUAGAGUCACGGUCAGUGGCUGACUUCAAAGUACCUGAAAUCCCUUUGAAACGUAUACAAGAAUUAUACAAAAGCAGCGAUCUUUUGAGAUCGAGAUCAGAGUCCGACCUGAUAUUUUCACGGGGCACUCACACGGGGACGAGUGAAAAUUAUUGCGUAUCGGAGAGUCCCGAGAUCGAGAAUAUUUACAAGACAUCGAGUUUACGCGAUGAGAAAAAUUCGAGCUCGUCGAGGAUUUCCAGUGCGAGAGAUUCCCGAUCGAAUCAAAGCGCGGAAUCGAUUUUGGAAGAGGCGGAUAAAUUCGCUCGAGCGAAUACGGAGAAGAGUUCCGAAGCGUCGAGCGAUCGGGAGUCGCGGCUAACGAACGUUUCACGAUCUCACGAAAGCAUCGAGUCCGAAGAUAUCUCGAAUCUCCGAAAAUCCGUCACGAGGCUAGACGAGCCGGAAAUAAUGACAGAAGAAGCAAAAACAAUUUCGAUGACGAAGGACGGUUCGCCAGAAAUUUCUGAAGCCAUCAAAACACCAGAAACUGAAGGCAAAAUAUUCUCCGAAAAACUCGAAUCCCUCCAUUUGACGAAUAAACAUUUGAACGACGAUAUAAGCUCCCUAGAAAACGAUUUGAAAGCUCUUUCGCAAAUGAUGUCGGAAUUCAGCAAAAAAUCUGACGACAAACUCAAAUCAGGCUCGCAAAUUGAGCCCGAAAAGCAAGAAAUUUUCAAAGUUGUCGAUCUCAGCCCCAAGAACACUUCCCGCGACGUUUCCGAAGAAAUUUCAAAAUCAAUACGGACCGAAAUGGAUAAGGAAAUCUCGAGCGUUUCUGAAGACCUGAACGUUCCAGUGUCUUCGCGGUCCAAAGAAAUUAUCCAAGGAGAUUCGAUAGUUACAGAAAUUCCGGAAGAAUCAAAAUCUCCUUCGAACGUUGAGGAAGAAAUAAUCGACGAAGUAGACGAACUUCUAUCGAAUGGAGUAUCCGAAGAAAAAUUACUAAGCAUGAAAUCCGAAGAAAUCGACUUCGAAGCUCGUAGCAAAGAGAUUCUCAAUGUUAUCGAAAAAUCCAUUAUUUCGGAACACAUCGAAACGCUCAGUCCAACUUUAAAAGACGACGAUCUUGAGAAAAGCAUGAUGGAAAUUUAUCAGGAGAACGAGGAACUUUCGCACGAUUUGAAUUCUCUUGAGGGCGAUAUUCAAUCGAUUUCUAGAAUAAUAUCAAAAAUGACUGGCAGCGAGAAGGAUCCCAGAGAGGUUGCGGAUCCUUCGGAAAAUUCUCAUGAAGCAAGCAAACACGAAUCCCAAAACUUUCCACCCUUAGAACUGAACGAUCGAGUAAAAUCUCCGGAAGAUGAAGUAAUUCACGAUCAACCGAAAGAGAGAAGUGUCGACGAGGUUGAAACUGCUGUAUUCAAUGAUUCUGCGUCCACGAAUGCCGUUGGUUCUCCACGAGAAUUUCUACAGCCUGAAAAUUCGCUUAAGUCGGUAGAAUCCGAAGAGCAAAUAGCCGAAAGCAUCGUUGUUUCGAUUCCAAGAAUUCCCGAAGAGCAGUUAUCGAAAAAUCAAGACAAAGAGGAAGAAGAGGCGGAGAGUAUCGAGGAGGAAAUCUCUGAAGAAAAUUCUGUUUUGUCGAGAAAAUCGAGUGAAACUUAUCACGAUGAUGAGAACACGGAAAACGAGCGAACAAACGAGUCUUCGUUGGAGAAUUCGGCGCACGAGGACAACGAGGAGCCGCUGGAAAACGACGAAAUUUCGCAAAGCAAAGUAUCCGAGGGAAAUGAUUGGACGCGAUCGGAUUCGUUCGAAAUUGCGGAAAAACCGAACGAAAUUUUUGAGGAUUGCGAGAAAUCUUUGCAGCUCGAAGCGAGUAUUUCUGUCGUUCCUUCCGAAAUGUCGGUUAUGAAUUUCAGCGAAGAAUCCCGGGAAAGUGAGCACCACUUCGGAGAUCGCCGCGAAGCGGAAAAUUUGAGCUGCGAAAUGGAGAACGUUUCGAUGUUCCUUCCAAAAGGCGAAUCGACGACGAUCGGGUACAAAUUUGAGGAUAUGGUAAAACCCGAUUCAACGCAAGUCGACGAACUCGAUGAUAUCUUGGAUAUAAUUGCGCGGGAAAGCGAGCAAAACGAAGAUCCAUCGUGUGUUCCAAAAAUAGUAGUCACAGCUGAGAAUGAAACGGAGAUCGAAAAAAUCGAAGCUGCGAUUGCUAUUCCUGAACGAAUAGUUCCACGUCCGACCGACUUAAAUCUGACCGCGGAGGUCGAGCCCGUUUUGCAAAAGUUGACGGAGAUUCUUCAAGGCGUUGAGAGAAAUAUUGCUCUCCGAAGGAAAAAAGGCAGUGAUGAUAGUAGCGAGAAGAAUGAGAUCGAAAAAGCGAUUUUUUCGGAGGAUCUUACGAGCAAAAUAUCGAGCCUCGAGAUCGAAAAAAUGGGAGAUCAAGCUGAGGAUCUUGAGACUUUCAUGUCCGACAUCGUCCUCACGAAUAUUGAUCAUCAAGCCGAAGAACCAAGGAUUAACGAGAAACUUUUGAACGGUGAAGAAAUAACGAAAAGUCUCUGUGAAACUUUAUCCAAUGUUCCUGAAGCGGCGACGAAAUCUCCUCGGGCCAACGAAAACGAAACUACGAUGGUUAAAUUGGCCGAAAAAACAUUCGAAAUCCUUAAGGAUCCCGAGUACGAAGACAUCUCCGAGGAGAGUCUCGAGGUUUCCGAAAUUCUUGAUCGAUCGGAGAGCCACAGAUCGAGCGGGAGUUUGUCGAGGAACAAAAAGAUUCCGGAGAAAUACGAGAGCAAGCAAAAAUCAGAGGACGUUUUGAGGAUUCUCGAUGAAAUAUCACAAAAAUCGUAUCCCCGUUCGGACUCACGGAACGAUCAACAUUUGAAUGACGUUCAAAUUUCGGUACAAGUUUUCGGGAGCGUUUCACCGGGUUUUACGAACAAAAUUCAUGCCGGUGAAGAAUUACGAGGACAAAUAAUCGGCAGUUUGCAGGAUGACGCUAAAUCGGUAGAAAUCGAAAUCGUUGCACUGGAAAAUCGUUCCAAAAGUCGUGAAAAUGAACCUUCCGAAGGGGACAACUUGAAAAACGAUUUACAGAAAUCUGCACAACAGGGGGAGGAAUUUUUGGAAAAACCAGAAGUGGACGAGUCCUCUGAAUCGAGCGAAGGAGCCGAUACGCCGAGAGGCGUUUCUGAAAUAGAAAUGGAUUCACCCAGAGAUCCCAACGAAUCAAGACUCGAUAUCGAUGCCCUUGACGACGAUUUACUCAGCAUCACUGACACGACCAAACCUGCGAUCGAUCCAAAGAGUGACUUCCCCGUUACGACCACCGUCCUGAGCUCCGAAAAAGAUAUCGAAACUAUGAUCGACAAAUUAAAAGCCUCGCUGGAGCAACCGGGGUUGGAAGUUGCCGAACUUGAGGCCAAGUUACUCCGGAUAGAGCAACUGCAAAUUGAACUUGAGAUAAAAAAGCUGGAAGCAGAGGAAGUAUCGUAUUACAUGAGAGAAAUUCCAAAUAAGCCACCCCCGCCUUACACGCCCCCAGGAGGGGGCAGAUUAUCAACGCCUCAAGUUUCGCCGACGUUGCCACCGGCUGUAGUGCCUUCGAACGUGGAUGAGUUAACGGCGUUUACGGAGAAGGCGACGGAGUUGAUAUUCAACGCUAAAAACUCGGGGCAGGACAUAACGUGUCUGGAAGCACCCCCGGAAAUUUAUCAAAUGAGCAAAGACAACAACGAGUCGUCGAAACAAGACAGACGGAUUUACAACACGUUCCUCUUCGAUCUAUGCAAAGAAACUAUUGCGGAGCUUUAUCGCACAGAGUACGAAAAACCCGGGCCGAGUUGGACAAAGCCGAACGUGAAGACGAAAACGGCCAUGAAAAUACCAAAAACAAUUGAAGAAUUGAACAAUUACGUCAGCAAAGAAGUCGCCACUCUGUUCGGUUUCAAGACUAAAUUACAACGGGAAAAUAUGGUGAUGCGAUGGAGUCGAAAACGCAGGGAUCGCGUCGACGAGUUGUUGGCUCGAGAAGCACAAGCCGAGGAAGACGAAUGGACUAAAUUUCACCACGAUGAAUUGGCCGUUAAAAACGAACUCACCGUCGCCAUACUCGACACACUUAUACUCGAAACCACCAAUUGUGUUAAAGCCGUUUACGCGAAGAAACGAAAAGUCGUUCUCGCAUAGCUCAUUCACUUUUACCACCUCUUUCUCUUUAUUCAUCUUUUCUCUCUUUUUAUAUUUCUCUGUUAUUGUUCAUUCGACGCUUGUAGAAUUUUUUAACCUCCCAUUGACCCACAGGAUCUUUAUUUUCACCGUUCUCAUUACUUUUCUUUUUUUUUAUUCAUUGUUAUACGAAUGUUGUAAUAGGCUGGUUCCUAUGGAAUUGCGGAAAGUCUUGAUUCUAACGAAUUUUAUUGGGCAAUCACUGUCUCAUUGAUAUCCGCAAAAACGAACCAGUUCAUCCCUCCAACCGGAGCCAAAUGGUUUCUAUUAUUAACGGAUUACAGUCUAAUUAUUCAAAACAUCGUUUUUUUUUUUAAUUUUUUAUUAUUGAAUAUCAUCCACAGGCGUUCUGAUAUAUGAAAAAAAGUGAUUGGAAGUUUCCAAAAUAACUUUAAACGCAUUUUCCUGAGGUCAUGAUUUUUUUUUCAUACAACGUGUAAAACAGCUCGUAAGUUUUCCAACAUUGUUGCAUGAUUUUUUUUCACAUUCAUCGCUAUAUUUCUCUCCUUGAUUUUUAAACGAAAUGUAGAAUUCGAAAAGUACAUAAUUAGUCAAGUUUUGAAACGAAAUGUAGAAUUUUUGUGGAAAAUUUGACACUUCAGUGUGAUUGUAGAAAACUUGUUACUCUGACUGUUCAAAAUAAUCGAAAAAGAGGAACAACGCUGCAAAGGAAAUAGUUUAGAAAAAUUGACGACAUUUUCAUACAAAAAUAUAAAAUAUUUUUGAGUUACAAAGAAAAAUCAUGCAAUGGAAUAGUAACUUUUCGUAUCGGAGUUGAGUUUAUUGGGUGAUAUUUAGAAAAAAAUGAAAUUGAUUUUUUGAAAAGUGUAAAAUUCCAUUUUUUAAAGCAACGAUAAGGAGUUCGUGCAAGGAGGAAAAAAAUACCGAAGUAAUAGACUGAGGUCGACCACUUUUUCAUUUCACUUCUUUUUUUUCAAUGUUCAUCACAUUUUCAACAACGUGUUCGAAUACUCGAUGGUAUUAAAGAACUGAUGUUUUUGCAUUUUUUUUUUCGUUUUAAGAAAAAGAAAGUUUCGCGUUCUUGUGAAGAAGUGUCAAGAGUAUAAUAAUCCCGUUCUGUAAAGUAUUCCAGACUUCGAAGAGUCAUGCUCAAUUACUUGUUAAUGUAAACAAAAUUUUUCAACCGUAAGACUGAAACGUUGGGGCCAUUGAAGAUGAAACAAAAUAAAAAGAAUAAAUCGAAACGAGUUUGGGAAUUCUCGAGCAGAAUAAAACGACAACGAAACAAACGAAAUCUUUAUACGAACUAUAAAUUUCACGAGUGACUGAAUUGGAGAUAGAGAGAACUCCGAGGAAGACAAAUUUUUUCUGAAACGAGCUUCUGAUUUUUGCAAAAAAAGAAUAUUAAGAUUCGUCUAUUUGAAAAUCGUAUAGUAAAGAAGCUAUUUAUUCAUCCGAUUUUUUUCGUCGACUUCAAAAAAAUAAAUGUCCGCUAAUUUUUUAAAUCCGAAGCUUUUUCCACGAGUUAUUUUUUAUGAUCGAAAAAUGACGAAAAAAAUGAAUUUCUUAGACAAGUGAAUCAACGUUGAAAUGAUUGGUUCUGAAGUUUGUAUCUAUUAUAAUAAUUUCAUGUCACCGAUUGUUAUUUUCUUUCAUUAUUAGAAACAUUAACCGUUGAAUCGAACCGGAAGUGGCACUGCGUAGACUUAAUUUUUAUGUUCGUGGUUGUGAUGUAAAUAAUGUUUAGCGAUUGCGUUAACCCCUGUCGCAAUAUUGUUUGUUUUUAUUAUCAAUUUUUUCGAUCAAUUUUUCAUUCUCAUUGGAGGAGAAUGGAAAAUACGAAAUGUAACUCUUUAGGUUUGGGUUUCAGGCGUUAUUGCAGUUAUCUCACCAGUAUAAACUGUUAUCGACGAUAGUAUACGUACGUAGUGUUGGAUAUGUACUUAAUUAAUGACUUAUAAUAUAUUUUAUAAUAAACUUUGCGAGAAAAAAAAAUCAAAGCGAA
This is a messenger RNA of Venturia canescens, 11025 nucleotides long. Its product is annotated as centrosome-associated protein 350-like. Lineage: Eukaryota; Metazoa; Arthropoda; Insecta; Hymenoptera; Ichneumonidae. Bases 414 to 9020 code for a protein of 2868 amino acids. The record is from RefSeq and is a predicted model, not a curated record. Gene Ontology annotation, cellular component: centrosome. Gene Ontology annotation, biological process: microtubule anchoring. The transcript is spliced from 9 exons. Gene Ontology annotation, molecular function: microtubule binding.